AUGAAAGACGAUAUAUACACCGAGGAAACGCGUAUCUCUUUCUCUUCGUUGUGCGUGACUUUUGGUGCGGGCUUGCUAGUAAACAAGACAAUUGAAUCAUACAAAUGUCGAGGCUUUCUUGAAAGCACAUGGGGCCCAACCAUACUUGGUAUUAAGCGAUCAGGACCCAGCCACGAAAUAGGUUGUCCAACAAGUGUUCACAGCAUCAAGCCACAGACUUUGUAUGUGGCAUAUCAUGAAGACACUGCCAACAAAGCCAUGAAAAAGAUUGUUCAACAAGUGUUCACAGCAUCACACCAUAGACUUUGUAUGUGGUAUAUCAUGAGGAAACUGCCAACAAAGAUAUCAGGUGACCUUUUACAAAACACAAAUGUCAGGGCAUGCAUUCACCGACUGGUUUGGAAUGUUUAUAUAAAGCAAUCUACUUUUGAAACCCGUUGGGCAGAUCUGCUGGAAACAUUUGCUUUAGAUGAGAAUCAAUGGCUUAAAGAGAUGCAUGAAAUCAGGGAACGUUGGGCACCCGCUUACUUCAGAGACAUCCCCAUGUAUUGCCUCAUCAAGACGACUUCAUGCUGCGAGAGCUCAAAUGCAUCCUUUAUGUAAGUCCCGAAAUUGAAUCAAUACAACGAUAUCACAACGAGUUUAAUUGAAUGGCGGAAUCACACAACUAAACUUGAUUUAAGAACAAGAAGUAGAAUAAUGGAGAUGAACAAAAUAAUCAAAACUUCAACUUGCAUACAAUAGAAUUUUCUAAUACAAGUUUUCAAACACCAGAGAAUUAACAACCUUAAAAAGUAUGCUAACAUAUGUAUUUAUAGGGAAACUAAGCCCAACACUCCCCCUAAAC
This is a messenger RNA of Helianthus annuus (common sunflower), 847 nucleotides long. RefSeq names its product protein FAR1-RELATED SEQUENCE 6-like. The transcript is spliced from 4 exons. The coding region runs from base 1 to 603 and encodes 200 amino acids. The record is from RefSeq and is a predicted model, not a curated record. NCBI's taxonomy places the organism in Eukaryota, Viridiplantae, Streptophyta, Magnoliopsida, Asterales, Asteraceae. Gene Ontology annotation, biological process: regulation of DNA-templated transcription.